AUGGCCUCUCCGGUGGCCUCGGCGGCCUCUUUAAGAACUGUGCCAACGGCCCCGAUGGCCCUUCCAAUGGCCCCAACGGCCCCUUCGGCAAUCCAUUUUGGCCUCGGUGGCCUUCGGACGGCUUCUUCAGCAGCCCCGGUGGCCCCGAUGGCCCCUCCAGUGGCCCUUUGGUGGUCUUUGGGCCUCGGUGGCCGUUCUGGCGGCCGCGAUGGCCUCGACGACCUGCUUAGCGGCCUCUUUGAGGGCCCUUUCGGCUGUCUCGGUUCCGGCGGCGUUGGUGGCUCCUUCGGCGGCCUUUCGGCGGCUUUGGAGCUUUUCCGGCGGCUCUGGCGACCUCAGCGGCCUUUUCAACGGCCUCGGCCAGUUCACAGGUUUGGUUUAAGGUCAUGCCCAAUAUGUUUGGGCGAUCCUAGAGAUCCAGUAAACCUUCCUUGUGAUCACAUAUUUUGUUAUGAUUGUAUCAAACAGUGGCUGGGGCCGGGACAGAUGAUCUGUCCACUUUGCUUGGUCAGUCCGCCAGAUGAUUACAAUCCCACAGUAUCUGAGGAGCACAGCAUUGCCAUAAAGAAAAACACCCAGUUCCGUAAAUUAUGCAACAAUUUUUUCAUAGACCUGGUUUCCACAAUGUGUUUCAAAGGCAACAAUCCCCCAGAGAAAUCUGUGAUUGAAGAGCUAUUGAAUCUGAUGUUUGUGCACAAGUCAGUUUUGAAAGGCCCUGAAAACUUACAUACCAAAUCUUUGUCCCCCUUUGAUGAUGUGGUGGAUAAAACUCCUGUAAUCCGUUCUGUGGUGUUAAAAUUGCUUCUGAAAUACAGCUUCAGUGAUGUGAAACUCUACGUACAAGAGCAUUUAUCACAAGUUGAAGCAAAUCACAUCAUGGACAAGGAAGAUAAAAUAGAGCUGUACAUGCUAUUCAUCAGUUGCUUUGAGGAUUCAUUGUGUGAGAAAAUAGAAAAUUUCCCCAAAGAAACCAAAAUACGUUGCUUGGCAAAGGAUGGGUAUUUUCUGGAAAAUUAUAUUCAUCAGUGGAACCGCUGCCAUCCAGUCUCCCAAAAAAUUACCAUUGAGUAUUUGCAAGGGAUUGCCAACCUCCGUCUAUGCAUGGAUAGAGCUGCAGAGGUGAUCUUUGAACUUCACGAAACUUCAGACAAUAGUGAAGAUAAAGAAAAGCAAAUCUACUUGGAAAAAGUGAGGCGGUUCUUCCACUGUAUUCAGAAUAACUGGCAUAACAUUUACCUUGUGCGAAAGCUUACUAGCCAGCAUAUAAGGACUCCAGCUCUGCACCGGCAGUUCAUUUUCUUUUGA
Protobothrops mucrosquamatus (brown spotted pit viper) is the source of this 1305-nucleotide messenger RNA. RefSeq names its product E3 ubiquitin-protein ligase RNF213. Gene Ontology annotation, molecular function: ubiquitin-protein transferase activity; ATP hydrolysis activity; metal ion binding. Gene Ontology annotation, cellular component: membrane; cytosol; nucleolus. The coding region runs from base 1 to 1305 and encodes 434 amino acids. Gene Ontology annotation, biological process: sprouting angiogenesis; negative regulation of non-canonical Wnt signaling pathway; ubiquitin-dependent protein catabolic process. The record is from RefSeq and is a predicted model, not a curated record. The transcript is spliced from 8 exons. NCBI's taxonomy places the organism in Eukaryota, Metazoa, Chordata, Lepidosauria, Squamata, Viperidae.